This is a messenger RNA of Helobdella robusta, 1485 nucleotides long. RefSeq lists its product as hypothetical. NCBI's taxonomy places the organism in Eukaryota, Metazoa, Annelida, Clitellata, Rhynchobdellida, Glossiphoniidae. The transcript has 8 exons. The record is from RefSeq and is a predicted model, not a curated record. Bases 1 to 1485 code for a protein of 494 amino acids.
AUGGUUCGGAUGAUUCGACACACUGUAGAGGAGAAUUCUCUUAUUAAAGGUCAACAGAGGCACAGACAUAGUAUCAUUUUGGAGGGGAAAAAGACAGUUUAUCUAUUACUUAUACGGAGUUGUUUGUCUAAUUAUGUGCACACUUGCUACCUCGUUUGUCAGCUUAAUAACAUGAGGAAUGUCUUUUCGGGAAUGGAAAGGAAAUGGGAAUGUGUUAAGUCAGAGCAUGUGAGCUGUUCUGAUUUAACUUGCAGUUCCACUUCCAAGUACUGCUUGUACCUGGCUGAUGAUGAAUGGCAUCAUUACAACGAGGUUUCAACCAAUUUGUGCUCUAAAAAUAACCGCGAUGGAUGGCUGUUGGAGAUUUACGACGACGAUGUUCAACAACUGGUUGAUCAGUUUGUUGCUUGUAAAGGCUUACAGCGUAAAAUUUUCCUCCUGGGGACAGAAAUGUCUCCAAAUAAGAUGAUGUGGGUCAAUGGUGCUUCGUGUUUGCUAAAUUGUGUUCAUGUAUUUCAUGGUGGAGGUUGUGAAAUAAACAUUCGAUUUGUUUUAUGGAAAUUUUCAGUUACCGGUGAAGUUGCCAACCAAGAGGACAACUUAAAUACCAUGGUGUGCCUAAUCAAAGCACAUCCGAGUGUGGAUAGUGAAGAAACUCUGAGAUACGUGGCUGAUAAUCCAAGAAGCUUGAACAAUGUCACUAGUUGUCUUGCAGCUCGGGUUUGGUCUCGUGGAAAAACAUGUUAUUUUCCUUUAGACGGAAGGUUAAGCUGGUACAAAGGCCAUUACAUGUGUGCCAAGUUGGGUGGAGGUUUGGCUGUUUUGGAUGAGUUGAGCGCGGAUGAUAUCAAGCAAAUGUGGAAUCAGCUGGAUCUAACUAAUGAUAGAUAUUGGAUCGGUCUAUCGAGAACGUUGUUAACGUGGAAAAAAACAGAACAGCCUCUAAACAACCCCAAUUGGUUAGAUGGUUUUCCAAAUGAUUUGCUGUACAAUUAUCGCAUAUUUUUAACAACGUUUAUAGAAAACAACCCUAUUAUGAACGAUUGCAGUAUUAGACCACCUAUAUUUAACGUCAUUUGCAUGCAAGAAAAUAAAAACUUCGCCACAACACCUCCAUCACCAACGACAACAACGGACUUGAUGAAACCAUCGUCGAAGAGUUCGAUAGUUUCAGCUUCCGGCAUUUUCGACCCCCAAGAUCCCAACGCAAACACUUCAUACACGUCUAACGAUGAUGCAUUCACUCAAAGUUUAGCCAUCAGUUUCGGAAUUAUAUUGCCUUCCUUGAUAAUGGCUAUCGUUAUUUUAGCAUCCAUGCUGGUGAAACUUAAAAAACAGUCCAAAAGACUGACAGGUCUUAAGAUGCAAGUUGACCCAUCCUAUGAAGAGGUCACCCCGGAGUUCUUUACGAAAUUCAACAAGAACAACGCUGUUAAUGACGAGAAUCCAUAUAUCUCUUUAUCUCCUAGUCAGGGCCGGGCUUAG